CGUUCAGUUCUACACUCAUUCUGCGAAAAUGAGUACUUAUUUGUCAUUGUUGAGUAUGAUAUUGCUGAAGAUCAUCCAAAAUGCAGCUUCUAAAGAGGCACCUCCUCAGGGCUUCAGAUAUGCCUCUUAUGACGUGAUCAUCCCAAGGAAGCUGUCUCCCAAGUAUGGGCAAGAAGAAACCCAGCAUGUGAGCUAUCUCCUGCACAUUGAAGGAAAUCCCCAAGUGGUAUUUCUCAGGCAAAGAAGGAACUUUAUCCCAAAGGUCUUUCCUGUCUUCACUUAUAAUACAGCAGAUCAUCUCCAGGUGGAUCAUCCAUUUAUCAAGGAUGACUGUUUCUACCAUGGAUUUAUACAGAGAAAGUCCUCUUCUCGAGUCACCCUCAGUACAUGUUCAGGAGGACUGAGAGGUCUCUUGCAAAUGGAAAAUAAGACCUAUGAAAUUGAACCAGUCCAGGAAUCUUCUAUCUUUCAACACGUGGUGUUUCGGUUAGAAGUAGAGGAAGGGGCUCUCCGAAUGACUUGUGGAGUAGGAGAGGAACAACAGAGUCAUCAAGAGGACAUAAUUCCUGAAACAGACAAUCUUGGAAACAAAGUUGUUUUUGGAAAAUCCUGGUGGCCACACAGGAGAUACGUUAAGGUAGCAAUUGUGAUUGAUCAUGAACGAUAUUUGCAGUUUCACAGAAAUGAAUCUUUUAUUACCUUGCAAGUUCUAGAUAUUGUCCACACUGCAAAUUCGUUCUAUGAUUCACUUUCUGUUCAUUUAUCAAUAAAAGGCUUAGUGAUCUGGUCACAAAAAAAUCUCAUAAACAUUACCCAUAGAGCAGAGGACACACUUUUCUCAUUUAAUGAGUGGAGAAGAAAACAUCUGCUUAAAAUUUUUAAAAAUGAUGUUGGUCACUUAUUUGCAUAUAAAGAUUUUGGGAUAACACUAGGAACUGCAUAUGUUGGAACUAUAUGUAGCAUUUAUGGGGCAAGUGCUAUUGAAUCCUAUAGAACUCCCAGUUUGUUUAUUAUGUCUGUCAUAUUUACCCAUGAACUGGGACAUGUUCUUGGAAUGAUACAUGAUGAAAAAUAUUGUCAUUGUGGAAAGAGUGAAUGCAUUAUGGCACCCUAUGCAACAGAGACUGAUAAAUUUAGUAACUGCAGUUACAAGGAUUAUUUCCACUAUAGAAACACUGACUGUUUAUUGGUCCCACCAGACACUAACACAACAUUUAAAUUUGAAUCCUGUGGUAACCAAAGAGUGGAAAAGGGAGAGCAGUGUGACUGUGGGUCAGAAACACAAUGCAAGUCAGAUCCCUGCUGUCAAGCUAAUUGUAUGUUGCGCCCUGGGGCUGUGUGUGCCUUUGGACUGUGCUGUGCUAACUGCCAAUAUCGUCAACAUGGAACUGUUUGCAGAGAGAAGAUUAGCAGUUGUGAUCUCCCUGAAUAUUGCAAUGGGACUUGGGAGCACUGUCCAGAAGAUAUGCAUGUGCAAGAUGGUGCCGUGUGCAAUGAUGGCGUGUAUUGUUAUCAUGGGAACUGCACGACUCAUGAUAUGCAGUGCAAAAUGAUAUUUGGUAGUGGAGCAACAGUCGCUUCUGAAGUUUGCUUCAUAGAAGUGAAUAAUAAAGGUGAUCGCUUUGGCAACUGUGGCCUUAAACAUGGAAUUUACAAGAAGUGCGAUACUGGGGAUAGCCUGUGUGGCCGUAUCCAGUGUAAAAGUGUAGAAAUGCCUUCUUUGGAGGAUCACAGUACAAUAAUUCAUACUUCCACUGGAGUUAAUCAAUGCUGGGGCACUGACUACCACACUGGGAUGAAGGUAAAUGAUAUUGGAGCAGUGAUAGAUGGUACUUCUUGUGGCAAUAACAGGUUGUGUAUUGAGGGUAGUUGUCUCAAUGUUUCCAUUUUGAAAUAUGACUGUGAUGUCACAAUGUGCCACAAUCGGGGAAUAUGUAACACCCUCAAACACUGUCACUGUGAUGUUGGAUGGGCCCCUCCAGACUGCAGAAAUAAAGGCUAUGGAGGUAGCAUAGACAGUGGGCCACCUCCAGUUUCAGUACAGGCUAAAGCUAAUAUGAAAACCACAGCUGUAGCUGCAAUACUCUGUGCUUUUUGUCUCAUAGUAGUUUUUGUUGGCCUGAUUAUCUGGUUCAAGGAUGAACUAAGAAUCCGAUUUGGAAAAUUUCAGGGAAGAGUCCAUGCUAUGAAAUCAAGACAUGAAGGAACACCAGAAGAACUCACACUUGCUUAGAAUUCACAACGCAUCUAGUAUAAUCACAAGAAUUAACAAUCAAUUUUUAAAAAGGCAUCUGGAAUUUCAUUGUAAUAAAUUAAAUUAAAUUGUUUUAAUUUUUUUAGUUUAAAACUCCAAGUUCCACUUUGGGAGGAAGAGUUAAUUCACCUUGUCCCAGUGUGAUUGUUACGAGUUCCUAUCAGCAUGCAGAAACCUGUGCUAGCAAUGAAGUACAAUUAAAAUCCAUCAGCUCUUUUAUUACUUCUUCAUUUUCUGCUAGAAUAUUUUUGUUCUCACCAAAAAUUAAUCCAGUCACUCACAAUAGGUUAAACAUGUUCUUCUCUUGCUGAAAGUCAGAACAUUUCUUUCCAGGAUUGAUGAAAAAUUUGAAGGAUGGCCCCUGUAUUGUAGAUUAUUCAAAUGAUAGAACAUCUCAAGUAUCUUUGAAACAAGCAAAUGGCUUGUAUUGACCCAUUUAUGGAUUUUUUCCAAUUUUCCUGAAAGGGGUGUGUGCUCAAAUUCAAAACUCAGUAUUAUCUAUUCUUUAGCUGUCAGUUUUUGUUCUUGCUGUAUUAAGCUCCACCCGUAUUCUAAAGAAUUCCAUGUAUUGUUGCUAUGGUCAGAAUUUUUCAACUUCCGAUUCAUACACAUCCUUCUUUAUUUUUCUCUAAUCCACAAAAGUUAUAAUGGACUCUCUUUCCACGAAUAAGGGGUCAGAGGUUCUAUUUUGAUGGUCUUCUUUCCCUUGAUGGGAAAUGGAUAUGUACAUUUCAUGGCUAUUUGUGAUGCUGUUGAGGAAGAGUUUGGCUGAGACCAUUGAAGAGAGAUGGCCUCCAGGCUUCAGGCGCAUUUCUUAUGAAACAAUC
Messenger RNA from Ahaetulla prasina, 3081 nucleotides. RefSeq names its product disintegrin and metalloproteinase domain-containing protein 20-like. The coding region runs from base 29 to 2233 and encodes 734 amino acids. Gene Ontology annotation, molecular function: metalloendopeptidase activity. The record is from RefSeq and is a predicted model, not a curated record. Gene Ontology annotation, cellular component: plasma membrane; sperm head plasma membrane; external side of plasma membrane. Gene Ontology annotation, biological process: male gonad development; proteolysis. The transcript has a single exon. NCBI's taxonomy places the organism in Eukaryota, Metazoa, Chordata, Lepidosauria, Squamata, Colubridae.